GGCUGUUUGCAAGACAGAAACUUUACUUGAAGACCGACGGAUGCGCGGUUAUUGUUACACCUCGCGGCUGUAACAGUUGCUGCUUAGAUUGUAUUUAAUGAAUUGCUUUAGAUCAAAUUAUAGCAAGCAAUAGUUUUGCUUUUCGCUUUGGCUGUUGACCGUAAGAUCUACUUGUGACGUUCGCAAGAGGAUUGCGAGUCCUUCUCGAAGAAUGACACUUGGUUUUCGUAUUCGUUUAGAAAAUUUCGCCAUUCAGAAAAGUGACUGUAGUGAAGUUCGUGACAAUAGAAAAAGCACCUCCUUGAGUUUGUCGUGCCAACACAGGAUGAGAGCAUACCUCAAUCGUUCGCUUCCAAAGCAUCGCUUCGUUGGAAAGAAUAACUAAAAUUUUGACCCCCACCUAGAAGGACGGGAAAGAAAAGGAGGAGCCCUCAGACUCAGUCUCUCAUUGUAGGACAAACAAAAAGCUUCUUGGAUAAGAACAAAAAUUGUUAUUUUUUUGAAAACGUGAAAAGAUGACUGAAAAACAAAGGAGCAUGGUGAAUCGAAACCCAAUUGAGGGACCAUCACGCGGUCCCCGCUGGUCGACCCGGGAAUAGGCCUCGACCUCGCAAAAGGCAGUAGGCUUACCCUUUUACUGACGACACGCUGAAGUAGCACACUUACGAAUCUUUUCGGUUUAGACGGAAGAAAAUUACGAACGCCUUUUCCGUUUAGAGGGUGUCGACUCGUUUCCCUCUAACACUUACGAAUCUUUUCGGUUUAACCGGAAGGCUGAUUCGUAAAGGCAGAAGAAGUUUUUGUUUACUGACGACACGCUGAAGUAGCACAAUACCGUCAGCCGACGUAAGCACGCUACGCGUACCAGUGUACCAACUUUGAGUGGUGGAAGAAUCGGUUCAACUCCGUUUUCGAAACGCGGGGUCUCCUAGUCUCCGGCGCACAUCAUAUGCGACAGACAACUUCAGCCUACAUCAUCCCGCCUUGCCCGUGUUUUCACAACUACCAGUAGUACCCCGAUUUUUAUACCAUCUUCUUAGUAAUCAGGAAUUGAAAUAAGCCAAAUUACGUCGUCCGCGGAACUACAACAUAUAAAAGUGACAAGAUAGCAGCAUCAUCAUGUACCGCCAAAAGCCGGUUGGGUCUCGCUUAUGCGAGAAGAGGAAUGAGGAGAGGAGGCAGCACUUGCACCGAGAAAAACUCCGAACAAUGCAGCCCUCCAUCGAUACGAGUGAGCCGACUUGUUUGCGGCUGGACCACAUUAGGAACAACUUGAAGCGAGAACAGUUGCUGGAGGAGAGGUAGACAUUCACCUUCACAGGCUUUGUUGUCUUUGUUGAUGUUGGGCAAGCAUCUUCAAGGAACUGAUAUUUACUUGCUGCAGAUGCUACGGAGACUUGAUGGAAGUCCACCUUACAAAUUUACUCCAUAGAAAUACUGACUUUGCAAAGUCCUAGGUAAAUCUCAUUAUUUGUGUGUCUUUGUUUUCUGAAGCAGUUCUUUCAGUCCUUGACCACAAAUACAGAUACGGCGAAAUCGAUAGGGAGAACAGGAUAUUGCUUCAAAAAAUGUCCGACAUAAUGCGAAGUAGUGCGAUUAUGCAGCCGAAAGCAGGGAGUGCAACAAGACAGCACGUCAGCAUGAAUAGGGUACCUCCUUUUUUCGUUGUGGGAUGGACCGAUGGGCACAGAAGAAAGUUCAUUUUGGUUUAUGACGAUGCGCUUUUGGUACUGUCGUUUCAUUUUUCUGUCUAUGACGACGUCAUCCCGCCUUAUGCAGCAAGAAGGUUACCCGCUCAUCCUCAAAACACCACCAGGACGCGAGAAAGGCAGAGCUUCUCAGAAUUACGAAAGAAAAUCAGCUUAUCCUGAAGCGAAUUCAAAGAGCACAGCCCAUGUACAACCACGUGAAGUGGGAGGAGAGCUACAAGUACCACUACUUGGCUUAGUGUAAGUGCUGGUAAUUGUUCCAAUGCGAUCAAGUACAGCUGCAAUUGGUUUAUUUUGCAGAUAGGGGACUAACACUUGUCAAUCUUCCGCAACUCUAUCUUGUUCAAACAGUCACAUUCGCAUUCCGGUCUCUCACAUUCCUGUCUCUCACACCCUAUCACUCAGGCGUUCUCAGUCAUAUUUGAAGAAUUGCUGCGAGUAUCCGCUUGUGCUACGACGCGGGCAAAUCCAAGAGGGUCAGGAGAUGGAGAGUAUGGCUAAACAGCCGGAUGGAACAAGUAAGCUAGACAACUACGGAGAAAAACCAGCGGACUUGAAAUAUGUGCUGAAAGAAGGUACAAUUUUACUUGAUGAAGAUUGUUUGUUUGUUUGUUUUGAUGCGCUCCGGGCGACGCGUACGAUCCCGCCGGAUUUCUUUGUGCUCUGUGUAUGUAGUGCUAUGGUCGUCAUUGCGAUCGACUAUGGUUUCAUGUCAGGUCGCCACAGUCCCCGCCAGCUGCGGCUUUUGUGGCAUGCCAGGCGCGGCGUGCUGCUGGCGGCGGCGACUGCGCGUAGGUAGCACCUGGCGGCGAGGCGCGUCCGGGUUUGGUUGACGUUCUUGCGGCCUGCGUGCACUGUUCUUCGCGUUCUCGUUUUGUCUUCGUUCUUUUUUGUCUUCGCGUGCUUCCUUUCUUGUCUCCUCCCUGCUCGUUCUUUGUUCGCCACCACCUAUCUCGGCCCCCGUCCUAUCGUAGCGGGCAGCGAUGGGUUUACCACAGCGGCCGCUACUCGUUUCCCCUUGUCUUCACUGGAGGUGUGGCGGCUGCGCUCGCAAGAACGCACCGCCGAAGCUGGUCGCUAAGUCGCGAAGGUAUGGGAUUAGCCGCUUCGGUUAUUUUAGCCGCUUGAUGAAGAUUAUUUUUCUAUGGAUGAAGAUUCAUCUUCAUUUAUAAUUUCUUAUCACGAAUCUGUAGCUAGCAUGCAGAAUGAGUUCAAAAAAGCCACCUAGGAAAUCACAAUAAAGAGGCAUGAUACCGUACCACUACAACUAGUUAGAGCACCCACGUCAACCGUACUGCCGCUCGUAGGUAAGAAGAUCGGCGAAAGCUAUUAUCUAGUGGAAAUGGCGACAGACGGCAGGACGCUUACUAUCAGUGCUUACGAUGGAGACACACAAAAGACGCUUGAGCUUCUGGUACUUCUAUGUUAGCUUCUGGUACGAGUUCUUGUGAAAAAUGUUCCCUUAAUGAGAAGACAGUGGAUCUUUCGACCAGCGCAUCAUCAUCGUCACUACCACGUAAUCCUUCCCCAAAAUGACAGGUCAACGAAAAGAACCACCGCAGAAUAUACAGGGAAUGCAAUGGGGAUUAUUCACUAGUGGCCAAUCGCUUGCACGUUGAGAGAGACCGACUCAUUCUUGUGGACAGCAACACAGCAACGAAAGGGACCGGUGGAGCGGCGGUGAUUUAUUCUUCUCAUUUAUUCUUCUGACCUAUUCUUCAGGAAAUAGCUAUAGGAACUAUUUAUUCUUUUGUUUUCCAGCUGGCAAAGAUCAUCACAUCUUCUAUCUCGUGUCUAGGGUGAAGUAGCUGUGUCAUUUUUUGCUUUACCCUUCUUUUCUUUCUUUUCUAGGCCAAGCAGCUGAGUGCGGACGAGAUGGUGCAGAAGACCGGAAAGCAUGUUGACAUCUCUGUCGGCAAGGACGGUGUAGCAGGCGUGAAUCUGAAGAAGUAA
Molecule: messenger RNA, 3662 nt
Organism: Amoebophrya sp. A25
Lineage: Eukaryota; Dinophyceae; Syndiniales; Amoebophryaceae
Source: the annotation of a GenBank genome assembly